Oryza brachyantha (malo sina) is the source of this 2062-nucleotide messenger RNA. Its product is annotated as aspartyl protease family protein At5g10770-like. The record is from RefSeq and is a predicted model, not a curated record. Lineage: Eukaryota; Viridiplantae; Streptophyta; Magnoliopsida; Poales; Poaceae. The transcript has 2 exons. The coding region runs from base 136 to 1521 and encodes 461 amino acids. Gene Ontology annotation, biological process: proteolysis. Gene Ontology annotation, molecular function: aspartic-type endopeptidase activity.
UUCCCCGGAGCGCUAAGAGCGCGCUAGCUCACUCGGAAUCUCUAUAAAAGGCGAUGACCCUGGCUGAGCUUGUAGCCAUAAACUCAUACACACCACUGAACCACCUGCGAGAGGUUUCAGAGUUUCAGAGAUAAGAUGGCGCUGCAUCUUCUUCUGCUGCUUGCCUUCUCCCUGCUCUUCGCAGUGGCGACCCCUAUCAGGGACAUCACCGAUGAUGUGUGCUCGUCGCAGAUCAAGGAUUUCCAGCACCUGAACAGCACGGGCCUGCACCUGGAGCUGCACCACCCGCGGAGCCCCUGCUCGCCGGUGCCGGUCCCGGCCGACCUCCCGUUCUCGGCGGUGCUCACCCACGACGAUGCGCGCAUCGCGUCGCUGGCCGCGCGCCUCGCCAAGACGCCCUCGGCGCGCCCCACCUCCCUCGAAGACGACGCCGCCGCCGCCGCCGGCCUCGCCGGAUCCCUCGCGUCCGUGCCGCUCAGCCCGGGCGCGUCGGUGGGCGUGGGCAACUACGUGACCCGCAUGGGCCUCGGCACGCCGGCGACGCAGUACGUGAUGGUCGUCGACACGGGGUCCUCGCUCACCUGGCUGCAGUGCUCCCCGUGCCUCGUGUCGUGCCACCGGCAGUCCGGCCCGGUGUUCAACCCCAAGGCGUCGAGCACCUACGCCUCCGUGUCGUGCUCCGCGCAGCAGUGCGACGACCUCUCCUCCGCCACGCUCAACCCCUCCGCCUGCUCCUCCUCCAACGUCUGCAUCUACCAGGCCAGCUACGGCGACAGCUCCUUCUCCGUCGGCUACCUGAGCAAGGACACCGUGUCGUUCGGCUCGACGUCGCUGCCCAACUUCUACUACGGUUGCGGCCAGGACAACGAGGGGCUCUUCGGCCGCUCCGCCGGCCUCAUCGGCCUCGCCCGCAACAAGCUCUCGCUCCUGUACCAGCUCGCGCCAAGCCUCGGCUACUCCUUCACCUACUGCCUCCCGUCGACGUCGUCGUCGGGGUACCUGUCCCUCGGCUCGUACAACCCGGGCCAGUACUCGUACACGCCCAUGGUGUCGAGCUCGCUCGACGACUCGCUCUACUUCAUCAAGCUGUCCGGGAUGACGGUCGCCGGGAGCCCGCUAUCCGUGUCGUCGUCGGCGUACUCCAGCCUGCCGACGAUCAUCGACUCCGGCACGGUGAUCACGCGCCUGCCCACGAGCGUGUACUCGGCGCUGAGCAAGGCGGUGGCCGCCGCCAUGAAGGGGACCUCGCGCGCGUCGGCGUACUCCAUCCUCGACACGUGCUUCAAGGGCCAGGCCUCGCGGGUCAGCGCGCCGGCGGUCACCAUGUCCUUCACCGGCGGCGCGGUGCUCAAGCUGUCGGCGCAGAACCUGCUCGUCGACGUCGACAGCUCCACCACCUGCCUGGCGUUCGCGCCCGCCAGGAGCGCCGCCAUCAUCGGGAACACGCAGCAGCAGACGUUCAGCGUCGUCUACGACGUUAAGAGCAGCAGGAUCGGGUUCGCCGCCGGCGGCUGCAGCUGAGAAUUCACCGACACUUUUCUCCUAAAUUAAUGCGCAACAACGUAUUCGCCAUUCCUUCUCCGAUAGUUAGCUUAUCAAUUCAUCAGCCACACAAGCUUUUACAUUGCAUGAACACAUGAACAAGGUCGUAGGUAAAAAUGAAUUGGUAAAAGUGUUCUGCUCUAGCAUUUAGAUAUAAACAAAACACAAAAACAAAUAUAGUGGUAUUUAAUUUAUGUUGGUGAGGCUGGCCAGGUGGUGCAAAGUAACGUGAAAAGUGGAACAGCAACGACGCCAGAAAAUGAUAAAUACACAAAUCCAGUAGAGGUGACAUUUCUAGCUUAUCAUGUAGUAAUUCUUUGGCAAGUACCGGCCAAAUAUAUGUACUUUGUAAAGGUAAAUUAAUUGUGGAUUGCAUGUAUACCUGCUUCUUCUUUGGUAGUAGUAAGUAGAAAAACUUCAAAACUGUAAGCCAGACAUGCUGUAUUCAUAUAUGUACGUACGUACGUACUUUGGACAAUUAAAUUAAGUUGAUUUAUAUACUCCAAAGGAUUAUAUAUUG